Molecule: messenger RNA, 1451 nt
Organism: Gadus morhua (Atlantic cod)
Lineage: Eukaryota; Metazoa; Chordata; Actinopteri; Gadiformes; Gadidae
Exons: 10
Coding region: 321-1451 (376 amino acids)
Source: RefSeq, a predicted model, not a curated record
AGAUCAACAGCUCGAGACAAGUUAUUCAUUUUAGUUUUGCGUUGAAUUUGUCUCUCUAUUAGUGCGUGGCACUGGAGCUCGUCACCGUGUCAAGCCUUGGCCUGUCUCUGCCCUCACUGGGAAGUUCCAUCGAUUGGAUCUCCCUCCUGAGUCUCCAGUUAAGCAGGUAAACUUGUCAAAGACCUUUCAGAAAAUUAUGUAUAAUUUAGCUGUGGAAUAUGUUUGGAGUGGAAUGACAACUUUUUAUUUGUCCUUAUUUAUAGUUUGUGCUGUUUGUGGGCGACUCGCAUCUGCGUGCGUUGGUUGACCGUUACGUAAGGAUGCCAGACGGUUGCCUUUCGUUUGGGUUCCUGUCUACGCCUGGGGCGUCUGCCGCUGAGCUCCGCACUGAGUUGCUGAACGCAGACAUCCCCAGAACUCCCGACAUCGUUUGCUUGCUGGCUCCAAGCAACAACCUCACGGCGACGCCCGGCAUCGAAGCGGCUGGAGUUGCCUUCGAUGGACUUCUGAGAGCUGCCCGCAGUCGAUGGCCUAAGGUGUUUGUGCUCGAUUUCCCUCCCCGGCUGGCGAGUGAAUUGGCACCGCAACAAUUCCUUCGAGAGGAGUUUCGUCGCGUUGCAGCAAAGAACGGUGUAGAGUACUGCGUCACAGCUGACCGCUUUCCGCUGGACUCGCGUGCCUUGUGGAGUCGUGAUGGGAUCCACCUGAGUGACGAUCUGGGGAUGCCGCUUCUCGCGAAGCUUCUGUGGCACUUCUCCUUUCGGCAGCUACAGUCACCUCUGCCUGUUACACCUCCGCCUGUGUCUCCUCCCAAGUCACCCCCGACUGUGAGACCCUUUGCUACCACCGUGGUUGUGAAGGGAGAGGUUUCACGUCCACGUCCCCUUGACCCCUUCAAGGAAACUGUCGUCGGACGUCGCGGAAAGCGCAGCCAACCUGAGUCCUGGGAUGCGCCUGAGGACUGGGAUCAGUCUUCCGUGCGGAUCCUUCCUCAUGAGGUUUGUGUGCCUCCUCUGGUCCUGAGGGAGUGCUUUGUCGUGCUAAACCCUAUCCGGUUUAGCACUGACAAGUUGGCUGCAAUGGAUCGCAUUGUUCCAUCCAACCUUGACGUCCCCAUGGGGAAUCGCUCAAAGAAACGGAAGGUGGCACAUGGAACCACGGCUGUGGUCUCCAAAGGAAAGAAGGCCCGCCUUGAGGCACUUCAAACUCCAGCAAGGAUUGCCAAACCUUCGAAGCUGGUACCUCCCCCUCGACCUGUUCCAGAAGCUGCUGUACCAGCUACUCUGGAGGGCGUACCUCCUCCUCGACCUGUUCCAGAAGCUGCUGUGCCAGCCACUCUGGAGGGCAGCGUCUUUGUGCAUUCGAGCAAGUUUGCUCAACCGGAGGGGGAUGACAAGACUCUGUGUGUUGAUGAGUGGCCGUUUCUUCAAACAGAGUUUUUUGAGCAGUAA